CAAGAGUCUCGCACAAACACGUUCACUCUCACUUUGCCACUGGACUGCCAGAACACGUUCCUUCCUCUUCCCUUGUUGUUGUUGCCUUGCCUUCUUGCCUUGCUUGCUUGUUGUUCCCCCCUCUGUACCCUACCACCCAGCCCACCAGCAUAUCAGCAUCAUGUCUGAGCAGGAGGCGAAGAAGGCCAAGACGACGCAGGCCAUGCUGGAGAAGAGCCCCAAGGUGACGCCUGAGAUUUGCGUGGGGAACGUGGACAAGGCCAUCGAGCUGUACAAGGCAGCAUUUGGUGCCACGGUCAAGUUUGGGCCCUAUCGGGACGACUCUGGGAAAUGCGUGCACUGCGCCGUCAAGUUUGCCAACGGCGCAUGGAUCUUCCUCAUGGACGACUAUUUUGACACCGAAAGCAAGGCGCCCGAAUCCACUGCGGUGAAGACGAUGAACCUGUUUUUGUCGUUUGAGGAGGACAAGCUGUACCCUGCAUGGAAGCGUGCGCUGGCCAACGGCUGCACGGUGGUCACGGAGCUGAAAAAGCAGCAUUGGGGAGGCCACUACGGCUGUCUGGUGGACGAGCUCGGCAUCCGCUGGAGCUUCAGCGGCCUCUUUGAAGUGGAUACCCUGCCAGAGUCCCCAGACGAGGAGGGCGCAAAGGAGGGCACCGCCAACGACAAGGCCAACGCAGACAAGGAGACCAAGCAGUAGCCCAAUCUUCACCGCCGACGCUUGAAGGAGUGGGUAAGAGACAAGGGAGUGACCCUCGUUCUUGUGUUUUCUUCCCACUUCACUGGCACGCACACGCGUUGCUUCCCGUGCCUGCUGGUGUUCUCCUUCCACUUUUCCUCCGCUGACACGGUGCGUUACGUUAUGUUACGUUACAUGACCUCCCUCGCUUGCAUGACACCCCCCCCCCCCCCCGUUUAGGUUUUUUUUUUUCCUUCU
Messenger RNA from Salpingoeca rosetta, 937 nucleotides. RefSeq lists its product as uncharacterized. The record is from RefSeq and is a predicted model, not a curated record. Bases 161 to 700 code for a protein of 179 amino acids. NCBI's taxonomy places the organism in Eukaryota, Choanoflagellata, Craspedida, Salpingoecidae. The transcript is spliced from 2 exons.